GGCGGGGCUCGGUUUGCCUGCGGGGCUUCCUCUCGGCUUGCCCUCGGUGUGAAUGGUGUGAAGUAAAAAUGGUGCAAAAAUAUCAGUCCCCUGUUCGAGUCUACAAAUACCCCUUCGAGCUCGUCAUGGCAGCUUAUGAAAAGCGCUUCCCCACAUGCCCAGAAAUCCCUGUCUUCCUCGGCAGCGAGAUCCUUCGUGAAUCCAAGAGUGAUGAUGGAGCCAUUCAUAUCAUUGAACGAAGCUGUAAACUGAAUGUGGAUGCACCUCGUUUGUUGAAGAAGAUUGCCGGAGUAGAGUAUGUCUUUUUCGUACAGAAAAACACAGUGAACUGGAAGGAGCGAACUCUUGUGAUUGAAGCUCAUAAUGAGACAUUUGCCAAUCGUGUCAUUGUCGUGGAAACAUGUAACUACUCGGUUCACCCUGAGAAUGAAGACUGGACAUGCUUUGAGCAGUCGGCAUCUCUUGACAUCAAAUCAUUCUUUGGCUUUGAAAACACAGUGGAGAAAAUUGCAAUGAAGCAAUACACAGCCAACAUCAAGCGGGGCAAAGAAGUGAUAGAGCAUUAUCUGAAGGAACUGAUUUCCCAGGGCAUCACUUUUAUCCCCCGGUGGACUCCUCCAGCAGUCGAGAGAAAGCUGGACAAGCGGACUCCACCAGGAUGUGAGAGCGGCACCGUCCCAGCAGAAUCCCCCCCACAUGGAAGUGACAAAGAACAGCGAGGCAACACCUGCCCUUCUGUGGAGCCAUCCACCCCUGAUGCUGACAAAUUAGAUGCUGAUUAUAUAGAAAGGUACUUAGGACAGUUGACUCCCAUGCAGGAAAGCUGCCUGAUCAGACUCCGUCAGUGGCUGCAAGAAACACACAAAGGCAAGAUUCCCAAAGAUGAACAUAUCCUCCGUUUUUUGAGGGCUCGUGACUUCAACAUUGACAAGGCUCGGGAGAUGCUUUGUCAGUCACUGACCUGGCGCAAACAAUAUCAAGUGGACUACAUCCUGCAAACAUGGAGACCACCGUCGCUUCUGGAAGAAUACUAUACUGGUGGUUGGCAUUACCAGGACAAAGAUGGGAGGCCCCUCUACAUACUUCGUCUUGGCCAGAUGGACACCAAAGGUCUUGUGAAAGCUCUGGGAGAAGAGUCACUCCUUCGUCACGUACUGUCCAUUAAUGAGGAGGGACAAAAGAGGUGUGAGGAAAACACCAAUCUCUUUGGCCGCCCAAUUACAUCCUGGACCUGCCUAGUUGAUCUUGAAGGGCUGAACAUGCGUCACCUCUGGCGCCCUGGAGUAAAAGCUCUCCUUAGGAUUAUCGAGGUGGUUGAGGACAACUACCCAGAGACAUUGGGAAGACUUCUAAUUGUGCGAGCACCCAGGGUUUUCCCUGUUCUGUGGACUCUGGUUAGUCCAUUUAUCAAUGAGAACACCAGGCAGAAGUUCCUUAUUUACAGUGGCAACAAUUACCAGGGUCCUGGAGGGCUUGUAGACUAUCUAGACAAAGAUGUGAUUCCAGACUUCCUUGGAGGAGAAUGUGUGUGUAAUGUGCCUGAAGGUGGUCUUGUCCCCAAGUCACUGUAUCAAACGGAUGAAGAACCUGAAAUCUCUGAUCAUAUCCGUCUCUGGACAGAAACCAUAUAUCAUUCUGCAAAUAUCUUCAAAGGUGCUCCCCAUGAGAUAGUAGUGGAGAUCUUGGAAGGGGAAUCAGUGAUCACGUGGGACUUCGACAUCCUGAAAGGAGAUGUGGUGUUCAGCCUCUUCCAUUCCAAGCGAGCUCCCGAGACCAGCCGGAAGGAUCCUACGAUGCCAAACGCGUUGGCUGCUGGGGAUAAUGUGCAGCUGAUUGGCAAGAGCUGGGUCCUGGGAGUGGAUUACAGCCGUGUGGAGUCCCCACUGGUUUGCCGGGAAGGAGAGAGCAUCCAGGGUUCCCACGUGACUCGCUGGCCAGGCUUUUAUAUCCUCCAGUGGAAAAUGCACAGCCCAACUCCUUGUGCUGGGACCAGCCUCUCUCGGGUUGACGAUGUCUUGGCCACCCUGCAGGUCUCCAAUCACAAGUGCAAGAUCAUGUAUUAUUACGAGGUGCUUGCAUCCAAGGAGUUCAGGGGCUCCAUGACAAGUCUGGAAUCUUGCAACAGUGGAUUUUCACAGCUCAGUGGCGCUACAACAUCUUCCAACCAAUCGCAGAGCAGCUCUCUGGUUUCUAGAUAACGUCAUCCAGGACAGCGUUGAACACUAAGCAGUGAACUGCUGGGCCUAGAAGCUUUCUUCGGGUCUUCCCCAUAGACUGAGCCAGAGAUCCUCAUGGCUGGCUGGCAACGCCUCGGGAUGGCCAUCCAGGGGACCACAACGAGCGGCAAUUUGGGCACAACAUCGUUUCUAGGGAGCUGCUUGAAAUCCU
This is a messenger RNA of Elgaria multicarinata webbii, 2388 nucleotides long. RefSeq names its product SEC14 like lipid binding 5 (gene SEC14L5). NCBI's taxonomy places the organism in Eukaryota, Metazoa, Chordata, Lepidosauria, Squamata, Anguidae. Gene Ontology annotation, cellular component: cytoplasm. The transcript is spliced from 16 exons. Bases 69 to 2198 code for a protein of 709 amino acids. The record is from RefSeq and is a predicted model, not a curated record.